CCGUAACCGAUGCAAACCGUGCGCGUGCGCGCCGCAGUGCUCUUCGCAUAAUGCCAUGAUCAUAUUAAGCACUUGUUAUUUACAAGUGCCAAAUAUAUUUCUCGCCGAGUAAUAUGUCCCAACGUAUAUAAUCCUCCCUCACUACAAUGCCUUGAGCACCAAGUCUCCAUACACCAUCACCUUCUCUCCAUGUUUUCUACAGCUCCUCUCCCCUGGUAUGUUGCCCCUAAGCCCACCAUCUCCCGUCCACCCUUGCACAAUGCUCGCUAUGAGGGAUGGGUCCGUCCCCCAAUACAACUUCCCCGUGUUGAUACCCCCUCGCGCCAUCCCUAUGAGGUUGCCACCACCAAUAGCCAACCUCAUCGCUACGCAACUCACCCCCGCAUGAUUUCGGGGGCGCAAGCCCAUGAUAUAAUGGGUCACGCUCAACGCCGCAACAUCCCUUCAUGGCAAUGGAUCGGUGGCGCCUAUACUCCCUCUCUCCAAGGCGCUUCUGAGAUGCGCACCAGAGCUCAACAUGAUACGGAGAACACAUGCCUCAUAUAUGACCAUUCCACACGACAAACGAUGCCAUUAAACAUCAACGACACCAAAAAGGCCCACCCCCAUCCUUUUCCAUCAUCAUCUCCAUUUGCGGGCUGCGGAUACGAAUUCCUCCGCGUCCCACUUACGCCAGAGAGGCCUAGGCAGAUACGGCUCACCAGCCCAGACUUCCCCUGGGCGUUUGACAUCGGCCCAAGUGCAGGAGAAGAGGUUGUAACGUGUCUUGACGUCCUCUCUACUCUGCACGCCGAAUUGCAGCGCCCGCUUACAGACAUGGAGUGGGGCACUGCUGGAGACGAGAAACGUGCAAGUCUUAUCAGAGCGCGCGAUCGUCGUCUAUGGAUACAACUUGCGCUACAAGGGAGUUCGGGCUCUGCGGCACGCACUAGACCCACAGUGAGCUUUGAGAGGCCUGUGCAGCGAGAACCGCUGCUACUCCGUGUAGACUGGCUUGGAUCCAGCGUUGCAUUCAUGGGGCUUGUCAAGGAUGAGGCUUUUGCGAGAAAAAGAUUCGUUCCAGGUGGUGGGGAGCGCCCUGAGACGUGGGUGGUGAAGUUCCAGAAAUUAUGA
Suillus subalutaceus is the source of this 1113-nucleotide messenger RNA. RefSeq lists its product as uncharacterized. NCBI's taxonomy places the organism in Eukaryota, Fungi, Basidiomycota, Agaricomycetes, Boletales, Suillaceae. The record is from RefSeq and is a predicted model, not a curated record. The coding region runs from base 190 to 1113 and encodes 307 amino acids. The transcript is spliced from 7 exons.